Messenger RNA from Hyaloscypha bicolor E, 2435 nucleotides. Its product is annotated as glutamine-dependent NAD(+) synthetase-like protein. Lineage: Eukaryota; Fungi; Ascomycota; Leotiomycetes; Helotiales; Hyaloscyphaceae. Gene Ontology annotation, cellular component: cytoplasm. The transcript has 12 exons. Bases 105 to 2273 code for a protein of 722 amino acids. Gene Ontology annotation, molecular function: ATP binding; NAD+ synthase (glutamine-hydrolyzing) activity; glutaminase activity. Gene Ontology annotation, biological process: NAD+ biosynthetic process. The record is from RefSeq and is a predicted model, not a curated record.
CGGCACUGCUCCAUCGUGAAUUCUGAGAGGCCUUUCACUUUGCAGCCUUUCACAAACACUUUGCACACACCCUACUAAUCCUUCCCUCUUAUCGCAUACCGAAAAUGGGGCAUCUCGUAACUAUCGCCACUUGCAACUUGAACCAGUGGGCACUCGACUUCAUUGGAAACCAGCAACGCAUUCUUGAGAGCAUUCGUCAAAGCAAGCUCCGCGGUGCUAGGCUGAGAGUAGGACCAGAACUGGAAGUAUGUGGCUAUGGCUGCCUGGACCACUUUCUUGAAGGUGAUACCGAUAUGCAUUGUUGGGAGAGUUUGAGCGAGAUCAUUCAACAUCCAGACUGCCAAGACAUCCUGCUGGAUAUUGGAAUGCCCGUCAAGCACAAGGAUGUGAGGUAUAAUUGCCGUCUUAUCUGCUACAACAAAGAAAUCCUCCUCAUUCGGCCAAAGCUUUACUUAGCCAACGAUGGAAACUACUAUGAGAUGAGAUAUUUCACACCUUGGAAAGGAGCCCGCGUUGUCGAGAACUUCUACUUGCCGCGAUCAAUCACCAAGAUUAUGGGCCAGAAGAAAGUUCCUAUCGGAGACGCGCUUAUUAGUACUUUGGAUACCUGCGUUGGUGUCGAGACGUGUGAAGAGUUAUUUACCCCAAAUGCUCCUCACAUCGCGAUGGGCUUGGAUGGGUGUGAAGUCUUCACCAAUAGCUCCGGAAGUCAUCAUGAACUCAGAAAAUUACACACCAGAGUCGAAUUAAUCGUGUCCGCAACGCUGAAAAGUGGCGGGAUUUACAUGCAACAAGGGUGCGACGGAGACCGCCUCUACUAUGACGGAUGUUGUAUGAUAAUCGUCAAUGGAAAGAUUGUAGGGUACGUAGCUCCUCUUCACAGCAUUUGUCAAUUCUCGUUGAACGAUGUCGAGGUGGUCACAGCGACUAUAGACCUAGAGGAGGUCAGGAGUUACCGAGAACAAAAAAGUCGAGCCAUGCAGGCCCGUGAUCAACCAAAGUAUGAGCGUGUUGAAGUGGACAUGUCCCUCUCACGCGAAGGCGAUGGAAUCGAUCUCCACCUACGACCCACAAGACCGAAGGAGGUUUCUUAUUACCUGCCAGAAGAGGAGAUAGCAUACGGUCCAGCUUGCUACCUUUGGGAUUACCUCCGAAGAGCAAAGCAAGCAGGAUUCUUCCUUCCUCUGAGUGGAGGUAUUGACUCGUGUGCAACCGCACUCAUCGUCCAUUCUAUGACCCACUUGGUCCUCGAGGCAAUACAAUCAGGAAAAAAUCCGCAAGUCCUCCAAGAUCUCCAUCGGAUCUGCGGAGAAGAAGAAAACAGUAUCUGGAAGCCCAAAACUCCACAAGAAAUCUGCAAUAAGAUUUUCUGUACGGCCUACAUGGCUAUGGAAAAGCAUUCUUCCUCCCUCACCCGACAACGAGCUGCAAAUUUGGCUGAAGCCAUUGGUGCCCACCACCUGGAAUAUGCAAUUGAUUCUGUGUAUGAUGCACAGGUGGCACUCUUGCAAUCGACGACUGGCUAUGAAGCAAAAUUUAAAAUGUAUGGUGGCACAAAAGUUUCAAAUCUUGCACUCCAGAAUAUCCAAGCUCGUCUUCGAAUGGUCAACGCAUACACCCUCGCUCAGCUCCUCCCUCAGAUCCGUGGUCGGCGUGAAGGGGCUCCAGGGUCCUUGCUUGUUCUUGGUAGCGCUAACGUAGAUGAGUCCCUACGCGGUUACUUGACAAAAUAUGACUGCAGCUCUGCUGAUAUCAAUCCGAUCGGUGGCAUCUCAAAGACAGAUCUGAAGCGCUUUAUUCAAUGGGCUUCGAAGCCAGAGACCUUUGGACUGUCUCUUCUUCAAAAGUUCCUCGACGCUCCACCCACAGCAGAGCUCGAGCCCAUCACAGACACCUACAUCCAGUCCGACGAAGCAGACAUGGGAAUGACCUACAACGAGCUCUCCGUCUACGGUCGCCUCCGCAAGAUCCACAAGCUCGGCCCGUGGGGAAUGUGGGAAGAGCUCGGCCGCCUGUGGGGCGAUAAGCUGUCACCUCAACAAAUCUACGAGAAAGUCAGGUUCUUCCACUGGAAUUAUGCGAUCAAUCGACACAAGCAGACCACGAUCACGCCAGCGUAUCACAUGGAGGCUUAUGGUGUGGACGAUAAUCGAUUCGAUAUGAGACCUUUCUUGUAUCCGUCCUUCGAGUGGGCAUACCGAAAAAUCGAACGAGCUAUUACGGCGAUGGGGGAGGCUGGGACGAAGGUAGCCGGCAAGGAGGAUCAGCAGUGAUGAGCGAGGACGUUGAUGCUGGAUAUUCGUGCAAAUUUCAGUUCCAACUUCUCGUUAUCUGGCUCUAGAAGGCUUUAAGCCGAUUUGUAGACUAGAUUUGCAUACUCCUUCCGGAGUAUCAAGUGCUUGCGCCCUUUCCAAUCUAUUCCAUCAAGUUCCGCA